CCUUCAACACUGCUGAACGCCGUUAUCUUUGCCGUCCAACGGGCGUCUAUCUCUCAAAAUUUCACCUUCAUGUUGCGCCGUCAAUCUAGAGAACGGAGACAAUACGUUUAUGCCAAGUCGUUGGAGGCUCAGGAAAGACAAACAUAUGAACGGAAACAACAGUUAAAGGAUGCUUUAGCGACGGGAAAAUCACUACCAACAGAGUUGAAGAAGGAUGCGAAAACGUUGGGUCAGGAGCUGGCUUUUGACGAAGCGCAAGUAGAACCCACAUCGCAUAUUGAUAAUGAAUAUUCAAGAGCCGGGAUCCAGGAUCCAAAAAUCAUUAUCACUACGUCGAGAGACCCUUCUUCCAAAUUGCUUCAAUUUUCCAAAGAAAUCAGACUGAUAUUUCCCAACUCGCAUCGGAUAAAUCGAGGAAACUAUGUUGUGAAGGAACUUGCAGAGGCUUGUCGGGCAAACGAUGUUACAGACCUGAUCGUACUGCACGAACACCGCGGCAAUCCUGACGCAAUGAUUAUCUCUCAUUUUCCCCAUGGUCCGACUAUCUUCUUCACUCUCAACAACGUCGCGCUACGGCAUGACAUUGCAACCUAUAAAGAGUCAACUGUGUCAGAGCAAUACCCUCAUCUCAUAUUUGAAAACUUCACGUCGAAAUUAGGCGAACGAAUUCAGGAUAUCCUGAAGUAUCUCUUCCCUGUACCCAAAGAAGACAGUAAAAGAGUCAUGACUUUUGCCAAUGAAGACGACUUUAUCUCUUUCCGACAUCAUGUAUUCGUAAAAAUACCACGGCAAGUCCAGCUCGCAGAAGUAGGACCCCGAUUUGAAAUGAAGCCGUAUGAAAUUCGCCAAGGUACCAUUGAACAGGCGGAGGCAGAACGUGAAUGGGUAUUGGCACAUUAUUCAAGAACGGCAAAGAAAAGAAGCGUGUUAUCUGGCUCGGGGAGUUACUCAGCCCCUCGAAAUUCGCGUAAGCCACCAAUGAAAAAGAUCAGACGUUGAAGUGUAUAUUCUCGUACGGUCGCCGUACGUUGCUACGCCAGUCUAUUACAAUGGGUAUAUGAUCACCCCGUCCCCCCAGCCCCAUCCAUUUGUAUUCUCUUCCCAUGCUGUAUAAAACUUCUUUCUCUAGAAGAUGUAUGCUGAACUAGACGUCGAUUUCAAGUUUCCGAGGCAUAAAAAUUCGAACAAGUGAAUUCACCCGCAAGCGUCAAUUGUACUGUAUGUUUUCUA
This is a messenger RNA of Lentinula edodes (shiitake mushroom), 1230 nucleotides long. Its product is annotated as anticodon-binding protein. Bases 70 to 999 code for a protein of 309 amino acids. Gene Ontology annotation, molecular function: rRNA primary transcript binding; snoRNA binding. Gene Ontology annotation, cellular component: Mpp10 complex; small-subunit processome; nucleolus. The record is from RefSeq and is a predicted model, not a curated record. The transcript has 7 exons. NCBI's taxonomy places the organism in Eukaryota, Fungi, Basidiomycota, Agaricomycetes, Agaricales, Omphalotaceae. Gene Ontology annotation, biological process: rRNA processing.